This is a messenger RNA of Didymodactylos carnosus, 747 nucleotides long. The record is from the annotation of a GenBank genome assembly. NCBI's taxonomy places the organism in Eukaryota, Metazoa, Rotifera, Eurotatoria, Philodinida, Philodinidae.
AUGGCAGGAGCAACGAAUGAACGCAGUCGACAUGUGAAAACUGAAUUCCUUCAAAAGAAUGGAAUAGAUAGUUUAUUAAAUCCAGGUAAGAUUAAGUUACAAGGACAACUCUACAACGUGGACGAAUAUCUACUUUCUCUAUAUCAAACGAAUAUCAAACUUAUCUGUGGAAGAUGUCAUAAAGCGGGACAUGUGAAGAAGAACUGUCAGAAUUCUGCCUUUGGCAUUUGUCGAAGAUGCGGUGGUGAUCGAUCUAAUAUACAACAACAUAAAGAAUGUGCAAUUUGCUAUCAUAAUUGUGGACGUCAACAUGUAUCGCCUGACUUUAGAUGUCCUCUAAUCGCUGAUUAUCGAAAUGAAUUGAUUGAAGUUUUAAGACGUCAUCCAGAAACGCUGCCGGCAGCCGUACAACUCUUCAUACCUACUGCUUAUCGUGAGGAAGCCAGUCGAUCAAAAUCAAUAUAUAAUAAAGAAGCUCGUCUUCAACUUCUGCAGCAGCAAAGAAUCCCACAACAAAUUUAUGACAGAAACGAUCAAGCUGCCUUGCCUUCUUUGCAUCCUUCCCUCACAACGGCUUCUACAACAAUAAACUCAGCAAACAAUAGUAAUAUGAGUGAAAUAAUGAAAUCGUUUUCAGACGAAUUGCAAGAUUUAAAGAGGAAACAUGAAGAGGCUCAACAACUAAUAGAAAUGAAGCACCAGAAAAAUCUCAAUAUAAUGAAAACCGCAUGGAUGAUUCUUCAAUAA